AUGUCGGCCCCGGCUCUCGAUGCCGAGCUCAUCAAGUUAAUUAGGCUAUGCUAUCGCUUCGACCGCGAAUCCAAUUCCCCAGAGGAGGAAGAAGUCUCACCAGAGCAAGAUUUAAAGACCCAACAGGAAAACUUGAAUCGAGUUGAAAGCACCAUACUACCUGCCAUUCGUGACCUAGUCACCGCACUGCUCGAGGCAUUAGACUUACCUGCUAAAGACACGAUAUCUCCCCAGCCCAAGCUCGAUGAAGCCUUAGAAAUCGUGCCUAGGUUCACUAGCCUUGUGCAAGACCUGGCCUCCUCCGUCCUUCCUCCUGACUACUCCAAUCCAGAAAUAUGUCGAUUGAUUGAUCAAAAUUAUGGCCAAUUCAACCAAUUCAGAUCUCGCUACUUGAAGAAGAAUGUUACCCAGCUCAUCAAAGAAGAUCUCAGCAGCUUAUUCAAUAGCCUCUCUUCCUUUGUUUCUGAUGGCGAAUAUCACGCUCCUGAUUACGAACCGUCAGACCGGAACAAACCUUCCCAACAGGGGCCAGUCAGCCGAAUCCAAGUUAUUAUCCCCAGAAUCUCCAUCAUCAUCCGCGGAUCAAACUUCGAUAUCAUCCAAUCCAUCUGGAAUCAAUGUGAGGACUUGCUGCACCGGCGCAAUAUCACCGACAUCCACUGGUGUAUCAACCUAACAAACACCCGGGCCCCUGCGCGCGUCAACCCCGACUUCACCGCGCAUACACCGGCUGUUCUUGAACUGUUGGACCAAACCCUUGUCCCGCUCAAAAUGUUUAGACUCUUUUCCAGAAAGAUUGGUUCUACGCGUCUCUUCACAUUUGGUGAAGGCCUGAGCACGGCCGAGCUCGCCAGUUUCAGUGAUGUCUCUGAAACCUUCAAGCCCCACAUCCUCAGUCUGAUUGUCUACCUGGAAACUACUGCCGAGUUCCAGGAGAAGCCUCCCGGCUGGGAUUUCAAGCACGAAGCCGAGGUGAUCAGUCAUGAUGUCAACUUUUGCUUGGACUUCAUCCGCUCUCAUAUGGUCCCUUCUUAUCCCCCUCAGACAGUCGAUGAGGUCAUGGAUCAAUUGUUUGGAACAUUCACUGAACAUUUUUUUCCUACUUUCAAUAGAUACAUUGCCCAACUGACUCAGUUCCAAGCUGAGGGUUAA
Puccinia graminis f. sp. tritici CRL 75-36-700-3 is the source of this 1152-nucleotide messenger RNA. RefSeq lists its product as uncharacterized. Bases 1 to 1152 code for a protein of 383 amino acids. The record is from RefSeq and is a predicted model, not a curated record. The transcript has 2 exons. NCBI's taxonomy places the organism in Eukaryota, Fungi, Basidiomycota, Pucciniomycetes, Pucciniales, Pucciniaceae.